UAGAUAUAAUACUUAUUGUAGUGAAGUGAAAAGUUUUUCAAAGAAUUUUGACACCAAAUCUAAACGAGAAUUGAGCGACGUCUAAAAUUUACUAGAACGCUAUAAUGAAAUAACCACGCGUGAAUAAUGGAAAACAGAGACGGCAGCAAACAAUUCAAGGAUGUCGCGAAAGGACUCAACUCACCCGAACUUCGAUCGAAUACAAACAUACCAUUUGCCGACGAGUUUGUUGAGCUUGAUAACGUGAGGAUCGACGAACCAAUGAGACCUAAAAGGUUAAGAGAUCCUGAUAAGGGAGAAGAACUUAACAUAAGAGAAGGUAAAAGAGAAGAUCGAAAGUUACAUGCGUCCGAUUUAGGAGCUGUGCGUACACCGAACAGCGAUACAAUUGUAGUAGAUACUCCAGAAGGAACUCUCUACAUCACGUUAGAUCCAGAAACUUCUAAAUCUAAACCUACUAGUCCUAGUACUUUAUCUACCGAUGUUACUUUAUCACCAUCAUCUCCCAGCACAUCUAGAGCGUUUGGGGCUCAAGAGUCAAAUGAUUUGAUAACGGUAGAGAAAGAUGUAGAGCAUAGAAGAGCAAGUUUAAGAAGGAACUCUAUUUCGAUGCCAACUCUUCAGAAUAUGGAGUUGCUGAGACAAGAAUACUUGAGGAAUACGCAAGAUGGGAUCCCCGAGCACCACCAGAGCUCUGCAUCCGUGUUCAGCGAUGGCGACAACACCGCUGACGAUGGCAACGUCCUCUCCGAUGAAGAGCAAACCAAAGUACCACUCAGAUCCCCUCGCCGGAAGUCAACCGCCCCGCGCCGUUUCCGGUCGGAGUUCAGCAUGGACGACGACGAGUACUCGCCCAGCAAUUCUGUCACGAGCGUUAACUCGCUGGCCAGUCUGCUGAAGGAGAAACUACAAAGUAUUCCACAUAAGAUAAGAAAGAAACCCACCGACUACAAGCUGCGUGCGUUCGUGGGCCUCAUGUUCCUCGCCGUGGCGUUUUUCGUGGGGUUCGCCUACGUGCUGUACCACCAGCAGGCCCUCACCAAGGCCUACUUCGAGAGGGUCCAGUUCAACGAGCCCAAGAGGCUGAUCAGGGUCUUCAACAAGGAUGAUGUGGAGAUCUUGAAGGCUACUUUAGCGGUUGGUCUGCAAGGAGGUCAGAAAGCGUUCCCGUGUCUAUCCGAACACCGUCUCACGGACGGGUCAGAAUGUAUGGAGUGGCUGCACAACCUACGGCUCUAUCUCAAAUGUCUACCUCACGAUCCUGGAGUUGAUAAUACCACCUGCUACUCGGUGCAUUGGAAGGCCUUGCGGCAUGAUGUUUCACCAAACGAUUGUUUCGACUGGAGUGAUACCAAAGUUCACUGGUUUGGUGCAGGGCAAUCUGUUAAUCUAACCUGGCCACUGGACACAGGAUCCAUAGACUAUACACCGUUUAUAACAGGAGACAUGCAGAAAUCGCAAUGGGGUAAUGUCGUCACCCGUUAUCUUAUCAAUUCGAAAGGAGCUGCCAUCAUAAUUGACGAGGAAACACCGCUACAUAUAUCUGUUAACAGAGAAAAGAGAGAAAUUUGUUUGAAGGCUCAAUACGAUGACUUCGCUUUUGCUAAUCGACUCACAGAAUUCCCCGAACUAAGAUACAAUAUUUGCACUUCAAGGGAUAUAAGGUCUUUGCAUUCUUCAAUUCAUAGUCACAGACGAGCUCCGCUUUGGGAUGGUUUGAAACCAGCUGAUAUGAAAACAUUGGAAUCCCUGAUAUCAGAACCAGUAUGGCAAAUAGCGCCUCGCUUUAAACACGAACUACAAGACGCCACCAUAUCUAAAUACACAGACGAUGUUAUCAACCUGGGAUUUCUUAAACAAGGUCAUGUGUUAAUCAACGAGUUUUGGCAAAAUGAAAUUGGUGAUUUGAGCGUCGAUACAGCAAGAUUUGAAACGCUAAACGAAACCGUGGAUAAGCUCCACAGGCGAGGUUUCAAGGUCGCGUUUACGAUACAACCUUUCAUUAGUACUGAGAGUAAAAACUUCGCUGAAACCGUCCAGAAGAGACUGUUGAUCAACGAAAGGAAUGGCGAUAGAAGAAUACCAGCUUUAACCAGGUUUAAAUCACUAGCGAGCGCUGGAGUUCUAGAUAUCACCAACAACAGAUCAAUACCCUGGAUAUUAGAUAAACUUCAGGCAGUUAUGGACGUUUAUCACAUAGAUUCAUUUUACUUCGAUCUCGGUACUGCAUACGAUAUGCCUCAUUACUAUAGAUGCGAGAAGCCGUUAAUUAAUCCAGAUCAAUACAAAACUGUUUUCACGAAAACCUUCGAGAAAACUCUUAAUAUUAUAGGCGUGUCUUCAGCGGUUAGUUUGCCUCGGCCGCCAAUAUUCAUUUCUCUGCCACCACUUGAGUCAACGUGGGAAGCUUUAAGAUUAGUAAUACCCACAAUGUUGACGUACGGUAUAAGCGGGUUCCCAUUCGCAAUGCCUGGAGCUGUGGGUGGUGACAUAUACUGGCCUGGCAGCGAGCAGUUCCUGCCUUCAUCCAAAGGUUCAAUGGACUCGAAUUCAAACAAGACUACCCAAGAGAAUGGUAUAGAGUUGCCGGAGAGAGAGCUGUAUAUGCGGUGGCUGCAAAUGGCUACCUUCAUGCCGGUCAUGAAGUUCACGCACCUCCCGAGUAAAUACAAUGAUGAACGGGUGCUGGAGAUGGCGAAGAAUUUGACACUGCUGAGACAAAAACUAGUUACACCUCUAUUACUGAAAUACAAGAGAGAAGCAUUAGAAGAGGGUCUACCACUCAUCAGGCCGCUCUGGCUGGUGGCAGACGUCGACGUGGCUCUUCCGGUGCAGGACGAGUUUGCGAUAGGGGACGAAAUCGUCGUGGCGCCCGUACUGCAUAAGGGGGAGACAACUAGAGAAGUGUAUCUACCAGCGGGAUUGUGGCAGGACGGCAUCGACGGUUCCCUGCGCAAAGGCAACCGCUGGAUGCACGAGUACAAAGUGCCCGUCGACCGCGUCGCCUACUUCCUCCGGAAGCCAGAUGACUUAAGAUUCAAAUAAUAUGUGUGGAACUAAGUGUGGCACAUACUGGGCCAGUAAUGUAAGAUAACCAGUAAUAUGAGUAUAGAAACAUAUCUCGGUCAGGAUAUUAGCUAAACGUCUCGUAUUUUGUUUAGUAACAAGUCAGCCUUGACUAAACCCUAGGGUACUUCUAUGAAGUGGGAGGGGACGAUGCGAUUAUGACGUAGUGUUUGAAGCAUACGAGUGCAACGUGUAACCGAAUUACGAAAUAAUGUUGAAGGUUGCAUAUAUAUUGCAUAAGGAAAUAUAUUGCAUAUAUAUUGCAUAUAUAUUGCAAAAGAAGCAUAUUUAUUUUUUCCAUACAAACUAUUUCAAAACGUUGUAAAUGUUUACUUACGACAACCCUAUCUGAGAUAAAAGACUGAGACACGCAUAGUAUCUACGUUACGCGAAGGGUACCUAAUAAAGUGACGAUGAUGAAGUA
Pararge aegeria (speckled wood butterfly) is the source of this 3490-nucleotide messenger RNA. RefSeq names its product myogenesis-regulating glycosidase. Gene Ontology annotation, biological process: carbohydrate metabolic process. Gene Ontology annotation, molecular function: hydrolase activity, hydrolyzing O-glycosyl compounds. NCBI's taxonomy places the organism in Eukaryota, Metazoa, Arthropoda, Insecta, Lepidoptera, Nymphalidae. The transcript is spliced from 9 exons. Bases 127 to 3045 code for a protein of 972 amino acids. The record is from RefSeq and is a predicted model, not a curated record.